GACCCAGACCCCUGUCUCUGCUCUGCAGGCAGCAGGAAUUCCUUCUUUGUUCAUCCCAUGACUCCACAAGCUGCUUCCCACUUCUUCAGUCUUUACAUGCUGGGAGCAGUCUCUACUACCAGCAUGGCUUACACUGGCGCUCAUGCCAUCAAGAUGCCUCCUAUACAGAGGAUGUUGAGCAACUGCCGCAGUGACACUCCCAAUUCAGGAGAAGGUAACUGCCACACUGGAGCAUCAGAGCUGAGAAUCAUCCUUGUGGGGAGAACUGGAGCAGGGAAAAGUGCAACUGGAAAUACCAUCCUUGGCAAAAGGAUUUUUCACUCCAGAGCCAGUGCAAAGUCAGUCACUGAGAUGUGUGCCAAGGCAAGAUUCACCUGGAAAGGGAAGGAAGUUGUGGUUAUUGAUACUCCUGCCUUUUAUGAUACAACAGACCCUAAUAGAGAUCCUUCACAAGAGAUCAGUCACUGCAUCCAGCUCUCCUCCCCAGGCCCCCAUGCUCUGGUGUUGGUCCUACAGUUGGGCUAUUACUCUGAAGAGGACAAGAAGUCAGUGGAAAAAGUACAGGAUUUAUUUGGAGAGGGAGCCCUGAAGCACACAAUUGUCUUAUUUACUCGGAAAGAGGAACUGGAAGAUGUCCUCUUGAGUGACUACAUAGGAGGGACAGAUAAAGCUGAUCUUCAGCAGCUCAUUCUAGCAUGUGGGAAUCGAUACUGUGCUUUCAGCAACAAAGCAGCAGGAGAAGACCGGGAUGCCCAGCUCAGUGAGCUUAUGGACAUGAUAGAGAAACUGGUACAGGAGCAUGAAGGGCAAUGUUAUGAGAUUCAAGAAGUAAAGGUAUCAGGGAAGGCUAACAGGGAAGUGAAAGAGGGAACAAGGCAUUUUGAGAAAAAGUGUGCAAACACAGGAGAAGAAUUAAGCACUAGGUCAAAGGAGCUAAAGACAGAAAGGACAAUCCCAGACAAGGUCAAUGAAGUGCUAGAAGAUCAGUUGAAAGAUCAAAGAGGCAUUAUGAUAGAGCUGGGAGAAAAAGAAAGAGGCUGUGAAGAAGUCAUGAGGAGAUCCAAAGAAGAAGCUGUGGGUGAUGCUGAAAAACCACGCUUGGAGUCAGAAAAAGAUGCGUCAACUCUGCCAGCAGCCCAAGAGGACGGCAGCCAGAAACAAGAAGAAUCAGCAUUGAGAAUCCUCCUUGUUGGUAAAACUGGAGCUGGAAAAAGUGCCACAGGAAAUACCCUCCUUGGGGAGAACAAGUUUGAGUCCAAACUUGGGGCAAAACCAGUAACUUUGGAAUGUGCCCAAGGAAGCAGGAAGUGGAAUGGGCGUGAAGUUGUGAUAAUUGACACUGCUGACAUUUUCAACCCAAAUACGAAAGGGCCAGAAAUUUCUCAUGCGGUUCAUUGGUGCUUCAGGCUCUCCCAUCCAGGCCCUCAUGCUCUGGUGCUGGUGACCCAGCUGGGCCAUUACACAGAGCAAGACAAAGCGGCUGUGAAGCAAGUACAAGAAAUAUUUGGCCGUGAGGCUCUGAAGUUCACUGUUGUUUUAUUCACUCGGAAAGAAGAUUUAGGGGAUGGCUCCCUGGCUGAGUAUGUGACAAAGUCAAAUAACAGAGAGCUCCGAACAUUGAUUAAAGCCUGCAAGAACCGAUACUGUGCUUUCAACAACAAAGCAGAAAAAGGAGAGCGAGAUGCACAGGUCAAAGAGCUGAUGGAACUGAUUGAGGAAAUACUGCAGGAAAAUGGGGGCAAGUACUGCCCCAAUAAUCGGUCAGCCCUGGAUACUACGUCAAAUGAAGAGAGUGGAGCACAAAAGAGAGACAGGAGAAAGUCUGAGCCAACUAUUAGGCAACAUGUUGGACAGAAGUUGGUUAGCUGGUGGCAAGGAUGGACUUCCACUGACUAUUGAGUAACCCAUGGAGAAGGCAAGGAUUUUUGGGGUAAUAUUUUUUAUUGGACCAACCAUCUAGCUGGGAGGGAUAGAGACAAGCUUUCCUUGUGCCCUUCCUUGGGACUCUGAAGAAGAAAAAAAAAAGCAGACACCCACUGUAGCAUGGAGAAAGCAUGAUCCACUAUUAAGAAUAGCCACCAGGAUGACAAAAGGAAGUCGGGCUGGUGCAUAGGAAUCCUGUUUCAAACACCAGUGUGGACAUUCUGGGUUUCUCAUUUUUUCUUAAAAAUUUGGAUUUUGUCAAUGUGCACAAGCAGCCACCUCUACUGUCUCCCAAGACUGGCACUUCUCAUCACAUCAACCAUCACACCCAAGGGUGGAGCCAUGAUUUAAAAAUGGGGUGCAGGGCCUAUUCACCAGCACUACAGGGGAGACUGUGCCCUGAUCCCUGCCCCCUCCCACUC
Messenger RNA from Alligator sinensis (Chinese alligator), 2345 nucleotides. Its product is annotated as GTPase IMAP family member 8-like. Lineage: Eukaryota; Metazoa; Chordata; Crocodylia; Alligatoridae. Gene Ontology annotation, molecular function: GTP binding. The record is from RefSeq and is a predicted model, not a curated record. Bases 58 to 1899 code for a protein of 613 amino acids. The transcript is spliced from 5 exons.